AUGCGUUUCAUUGAAGGACUUAAAACGGCCUUAGUCCUCACCAUCGUCCCGUUCGUGGUGGGAGCUUUACUCCGCGUUGCGCUGACGAAGCAGCAUAAACCGCACAUGGAUAAGGGCUUCGCGCAGGGGGCGGCGGGCAUGCUCCCGGAGAAGCCCCUCGUCGUCCAAGCUCAACUAAAUGAACAGACAACAAUGCAGACGAAGGUUAAGCAUCCAUCCGCUGAAGUUGAUUAA
Molecule: messenger RNA, 234 nt
Organism: Hypoxylon trugodes
Lineage: Eukaryota; Fungi; Ascomycota; Sordariomycetes; Xylariales; Hypoxylaceae
Exons: 2
Coding region: 1-234 (77 amino acids)
Source: RefSeq, a predicted model, not a curated record